AGCCGAGAGAUCAACUCGACUGGCAACGACAACGACGACCACUUCUCCUUCGAAGGCAGGUAACAAGACGAUGGCCUCUUCUGCUUCGUUAAUCCUUUCGUCUGGAACACCUAUUUCCCCGAGUCGAUCCCGCAGCGGCGCCCACCGGCGUCCUGCAUCGAUCGGGGUCUCAUCCUCCGCCUCCGCUGAUCUUCCGCUGCGGAAGAUUCCCGGCGAUUAUGGCCUCCCCUUCCUCGGCCCGCUUUGCGACCGGCUGGCCUACUUCUACUUCGAGGGCCGCGACCAGUUUUUCAGGUCCCGCAUCCGCCGCUACGGCUCCACCGUGUUCCGAGUCAACGUGCCCCCGGGCCCCUUCGUGGCGCCGGACCCCCGUGUUGUGGCCCUCCUCGACGCCGCCAGCUUCCCCGUCCUCUUCGACACCUCCCUCGUCGAGAAGCGCGACCUCUUCACCGGGACCUUCAUGCCCUCCACCGAGCUCACCGGCGGCUUCCGCGUCCUUCCCUACCUCGACCCCGCCGAGCCCAACCACGCCCAGCUCAAGCGCCUACUCUUCUUCCUCCUCGGCUCCCGCCGCCACGCCGUCGUCCCCGAGUUCCGCCGAAGCUUUGGGUCCCUGUUCGAGGCGAUGGAGGCGGAGAUCGCGAGGGAGGGGAAGGCGGAUUUCAGCGCCGCCAAUGACCGAGCAGCAUUCGACUUCCUGGUGCGGUGCUUCUUCGGAACAGAUCCGGCUGGCUCAAGGCUGGACCUAGACGGCCCCGGGUUGAUCAACAAGUGGGUUCUGUUCCAGCUUGGGCCUCUGCUCAAGCUCGGUCUCCCGCCCUACCUCGAGGACUUCCUCCUCCACUCCUUCCGCCUCCCGCCGGCGCUGGUCCGGGCCGACUACGACCGGCUGACCGACUUCUUUCGCGAGUCAGCUGGGCCGUUCCUGGACGAGGCGAAGCGGUUCGGGGUCUCGAGGGAGGAGGCGCUCCACAACGUUAUGUUCGCCACCUGCUUCAACGCCUUCAGCGGCAUGAAGGUCCUGUUCCCGAGCCUGAUCAAGUGGAUCGGCCGGGCCGGGGCGCGACUCCACGGUCGGAUCGCGGAGGAGGUCCGGUCGGCGGUGCGUGGGACGGGCAACGGGGAGGUGACGGUGCGGGCGGUGGAGGCGGCGAUGCCGCUGACUCGGUCGGUGGUGUACGAGGCGCUGCGGGUGGAACCCCCCAUGCCUCUGCAGUACGGGCGGGCGAAGCGGGACAUGGUGGUGGCGAGCCACGACGGCCGGUUCGAGGUGCGUGCUGGGGAGGUGCUGUUCGGGUACCAGCCGUUCGCGACGAGGGACCCACGGGUGUUCGAGCGUGCGGAGGAGUUCGUGGCGGACCGAUUCGUGGGAGCCGAGGGGGCGGCGCUGCUGCGUCACGUGCUGUGGUCUAACGGGCCGGAGACGGAGGGACCGACCACGGAGAACAAGCAGUGCGCCGGGAAGGACUUCGUGGUGACGGUGGCGCGAUUGCUGGUGGUGGAGCUCUUCCUGCGCUACGACUCCUUCGAGAUCGAGGUUGGCGCUUCGCCGCUCGGCUCCUUGGUGAAGCUCACCUCACUCAAAAGAGCCACCUUUUGAAGGAUGCGUAAUCGACAUACCAUUUCGGCAAACACUUCAGUUACAAGAAUAGUAAGGAAAACUUGGUUGUACUCGAUGCAAAGUAUCAACAGCUUUUAGCCUACAAAGGGAUUCUACUGCACAUUAGAUUCCACGAUUAAGAUUUCUCGAGGAGGCAACAGAGGAGGAGGAACAAGGAGAAGAGCUACGCUCACUGGUCCAUUGAUCCUGCACUGAAACUGGGGACACUGCCUGGGGUUUCUCCACCACUACGCUCUCCGCCGCCGACCUCCUACUCUGUGGCUCAUCAUGUUGCUCCUCCGAUCCUUCAGGUUGAGCUGGGCGACACUCCUCCAUCAUGAUCUUUUCCAGCUCUUCUGCGACCUCCGCCAUCGACGGCCUCGCGUCCCUGUGGAACGCCAGGCACCGGAAAGCGAGCUCCGCCACCUUCUGCACCGAAGCCCUGGUCUGACCGUUCCAAUUCUCUUUGAUAAUCAGGUCUACGAUGUCCUCCACCAGCCCCUUCCCGAUCUUGUCGGCCGCGAGCGACGCCAGGUUCACCUCGCUCGCUGCUCGACGGAAGUCCACCACCUUCAUCGCCGUGAUCAUCUCCACCAGCACCACUCCGUAGCUGUACACGUCGCUCUUGUCCGAGAGGUGGAAGUUCUGGUGGUACUGCGGGUCGACGUAGCCCGGCGUCCCCUGCGGCGCGGUCGAGAUGUGGGACGACUCGACGAUGCCGACCCUCGAGAGUCCGAAGUCCGCCAGCUUGGGCCGAAGGUCGUAGUCCAACAGGAUGUUGCUGGACUUGAUGUCCCGGUGGUAGAUGGGCGGGUGCACGGCGGUGUGGAGGUACGCGAUGGCCCUGGCGGUCUCGGUGGCGAUGGAGACCCGGGCGGACCAUGACAGGCCGUUGCCCCGCUCGCGGUGGAGGUGCUGCGACAGGGUGCCGUUGGGCAUGAACUCGUAGACGAGUAUGUGCUCGCCGCUGUCGAUGCAGCAGCCCAAGAGGUGGACGAGGUUGGGGUGGCUGACGGAGGAGACGAGCUUGAUCUCGUUGAUGACAUGUUCGAUGUUGUCGGUGUCAGGGUGUUUGAGCCUCUUGAUGGCGACGAGGCCGGUGUUGGAGAACCGUCCCAUGUACACGGUGGCGUAGGCGCCGGCACCGAGCUUGUACGCAUCGGAGAAGUUGCCGGUGGCACGUUCGACCUCCUUGUGGGAGUAGACGGCGACGGUGCAGGAUGUCUCGUCGAGCAGGCGUCGGGUGCCGGAUUCCUCCACUUCGGAGACGAUCCCCCGGCGUCUGACGAGGUAGCAGAGCAGUGCCAAUCCAAGAGCAAGAGCGGCUCCAGCCACGGCCCCUGCGAUGCCAGAGCAGAGCCAGCAUCAGUUGUGGGCAUUGCUAAAAAGUCUAUCAUGAUCCCUAUGAAGCAUUAAUGCAAGAAAGCUCUUACCUCCAACAAUGGCACCAGCUUUGCCACCGGGAAUGGAGCUUAUCGAUGCAGCAUCUGCCCAAGAGUCAAAAAGAGGGAAUCAACAAUCUAAUCUUUCUACUCUUAUCAACUAGCAAUUUAAGAUUGAAAUCAUAUCUUAAUUCGAAACUAAUAUCAUGUGCGGAUCUCAAAGCAAUGUGUGCCGAUCUCAAAGCAUGAAUUAUUGUAUGCCAUGAUUUCAGAUCUCCAAUGACAUUCGUAUGGUUGACA
Musa acuminata AAA Group (dessert banana) is the source of this 3282-nucleotide messenger RNA. Its product is annotated as allene oxide synthase 1, chloroplastic-like. The transcript has a single exon. Lineage: Eukaryota; Viridiplantae; Streptophyta; Magnoliopsida; Zingiberales; Musaceae. Gene Ontology annotation, molecular function: iron ion binding; heme binding; oxidoreductase activity, acting on paired donors, with incorporation or reduction of molecular oxygen. Gene Ontology annotation, biological process: sterol metabolic process. The record is from RefSeq and is a predicted model, not a curated record. Bases 71 to 1600 code for a protein of 509 amino acids.